Molecule: messenger RNA, 1891 nt
Organism: Porites lobata
Lineage: Eukaryota; Metazoa; Cnidaria; Anthozoa; Scleractinia; Poritidae
Source: the annotation of a GenBank genome assembly
UCCAAAAAUGUCACAACAUCAAUAACAAACCCGAAUUCCGGGUACGGGAAGGUUGAUUUUGUUCAUCGCAAUUGUAAUUACAUUGUUUCGAAAAAGAAACAAUCAUCGUCGAUUCAAGGAAUUAUCACAUGUCAAAGGAUUUUCUUCGAUUCAUUCAAGGAAGAAGAGGACAAAGUAGUCGUUUCCGAUAGGUAAGAGUCUAGUUCAGCAUGAUGCUUGAAUAGGCUGCUAAGCUUGUGAUCUUCCGCAAAGUUCUCAGAUCUACGAUCUGAUUGAGUAGCACUUUUUGUGGCCUUGUUUGUAUAUUAUUAUAGCAUUCUAACUUUUUUGGUGUCUUGUGUGAGCUGGCGUCUAAUAUAUGUCAAUUUACUUUUGCCAUUUGCAAAUUUUUCUUGAGUAAAGAAUGUAAAUAAUGAAGGACAAGAAGACGAAGUGUCAAUGUUGUUUGGAUUGUUCUGUUUGCCAAAUAUCUUUGAAGGAAAUUUGUAAUUAAAUAGAAGCGAUUUGGUGAAACAUAUCACGAGACCGAUACCUUUUUUGCACUGUUUUCUGGCGUUUGUCUGCGAAUCGUUUUGCCUGCUUAGAAAGGCGUAUUUCCGGUCUUCGCUUCGUUACUUUCUCUCUCGGGAGCGGGGGAGGGGGUAGGGUUGGAUACUCCCUUAUAUAAGCCAUAUAGGUACGUGACGCCCCAAAGGGUAGGGUUUUUGCGCCGUUUUGGUCUAAAAACGGGUAUAGAUUUUGCCCCAUUUGGUAUGCAAUCGGGUAUGGUUUUCGAGGGAACUACCGCAGUGUUCCAGGAGCCCAUCAAAGGGUUGACUCCAAGGGCUUGUAUGGGAGAUGGAGGCUCCAUUUGAUGGGCUCCUGAGUGUUCCAAAUGGGUAAGUAAGAAAGAGAAAUAUGCUAAUUCGAAAUGGAUUUUAAUGAUGACAUAAUUUCUUAAAGGCCAGGUCUGUGAAUGGGCAUGGAUUAUAGAGACCAGGCCUGAAAACUGGUGUGAAAAUGACAUCUUUUGGUCUGAAAUAGGGUCAGGAGCGGCACAUCGAUCCCCACCAAGAAUUCCUAGGGGUACCUCCCAGGGUCUUAGCACUGUCUAACAUCCACAUACCGUAUUUAUUCGAAUAAGCGCCCAACCUCGCCCACCUUACCCCACCUCCCUCCCACUCCCACUUAAACUCAAAUAAGCGACCACCCCCACCCCACCCCCCCAAAAUUGAAUAAAUAGUAAUAAGAGACUUGCCCGAAGACGGAGUUUUCUUCAAAGUAUUUUACAGGAACCUUGCUUUGUUACAUCUUCGCGUUUUGUCAUUACCAUUUCUUGUUUUGUUGCAAAAUAAACAUACUACACUUGCUGAAAAUGCUGAAAAUUUAAUAAGCGCCCAGCCUCGAAUAAGCGCCCACUCUUAAGGUCCAAAAAUUUAAUAAGCGCCCAGGGCGGUUAAUCGAAUAAAUACUGUAAAUAGACUGGUCAUAAAUAGCGUGAUACUGGAAAAGGUCAUAUCCCCACAGUGGGUAAAUCCUUAGUCUUAAAAAAUUUUUUGUUUGUUAGUUUCUUAGGAAAAAGAAGAAGGUCAAAAUGAUGGAACCCCCGCCCCAAGGAGAAGUUGAAGACACCCUGAAAAGGAUUAACUCGCACCCAGGCGUCCUGGGUCUUCUGGUGAUCAACCCACAAGGCAUUGCGAUCAGGUCUACAAUGGAUAAUGCAACAACCCAACUCUAUGCGACCAAUUUUCAGCAUUUGGCGAGUUUAGGGCGUAGCUGUGUCCGAGAUCUCGACCCUUUGAACGACUUGAAGUUUCUUCGAGUACGAUCUCGGAAGAAUGAGAUAAUGGUUGCUCCGUCGAAAGACUACACUUUGAUUGUUAUUCAAAAUCCAAACCACAGGGAUGUCUGA